AUGUUUGGUUUGUAUCACAGUCACCGACCUGCCCUUCCCUCCCUCCCUUUCUUCCCAGGCUGUGACACAGGCUUCGGGAAGGCUGCAGUGCGGCGUCUGGACGCCCAGGGUUUUGAGGUGUUUGCUACGGUGUUGGAUCUGUGUGGGGAGGGAGCCAGGGAGCUCCAGAAGACCUGCUCCUCUCGUCUCACCCUGCUACAGGUGGACAUCACCCAGCCAGAGCAGGUCCAACAGGCUCUUCUAGACACCAAGGCCAAACUGGGCCUCAGAGGCCUGUGGGGCUUGGUGAAUAAUGCAGGAGUAUGUGUUAACUUCGGGGAUGCAGAGUUGUCUCUGAUGUCUAACUACCGUGGCUGUAUGGAGGUGAACUUCUUUGGGACUCUGAACGUCACCAAGACAUUCCUGCCUCUGCUGCGUCAGGCCAAGGGACGCAUCGUCACAAUCUCCAGCCCUGCAGGAGAGCAGCCGUUCCCCUGUCUAGCAGCGUACGGAGCCUCCAAGGCAGCUCUCAACCUGUUCAUCAACACACUGCGCCACGAAAUGGAACCCUGGGGGGUCAAAGUGUCCACCAUACUGCCAUCCUCAUACAAGACAGGUCAGUCCGGUAACCAGGAGUACUGGGAGAGUCAGUACAAGAGCCUGAUCCACAACCUGUCCGCAGGCCUGCUGGAGGAGUACGGGGAAGACUACACGCACGAGACCAAGGAGCUCUUCCAACAUUUCGCCCAGUCGGCUAACGAGGACCUGUCACCAGUCAUCAACACCAUCAGCGAGGCGCUGCUUUCCCCCCGGCCCCUGGUCCGAUACUAUGCUGGGCCCGGCGUGGGCCUCAUGUACUUCGUUUAUAGUUAUUUCCCUCUGAGACUCUCAGACAAGUUCCUCCAGAGACUAUUUGUCCAGAAGAAGAUCAUCCCACGAGCGCUGAGGAAAGAGAACAACAACAACAACAACAACAUCAACAGCAACAACAACGUGGAGAAGAUAAAGAAGUAAAA
Messenger RNA from Oncorhynchus tshawytscha (Chinook salmon), 995 nucleotides. It is a transcript of the gene hsd11b2, whose product is annotated as hydroxysteroid (11-beta) dehydrogenase 2. Bases 1 to 993 code for a protein of 330 amino acids. The transcript is spliced from 5 exons. The record is from RefSeq and is a predicted model, not a curated record. NCBI's taxonomy places the organism in Eukaryota, Metazoa, Chordata, Actinopteri, Salmoniformes, Salmonidae. Gene Ontology annotation, molecular function: oxidoreductase activity.